CCUGCAGAGAUGAGCAAUCCUCGAGACACAGGCAGAAAAAAGUCCCAGCAAGACAGGAAGCUGGCUGGUUCCUGAUGCGUAAACUAGACGGCACAAGCAGCACUGCUGGUCUCGGAGCCUGUUUCUGCCCUGGCAUCUGUGAGCAACUGCCGGGCUCUGGGCCAAACCUCCUUCCUUCGUCCCCAUAGCUGAUGGAUACCAAGGGGCUCCUCUCCUUGAGCCUCCUGCUAGUUCUGUCCCUGGCUGUUGAGCUGAGCUAUGCAACAGGUGGGGGCAUGAUGAACUGCCCAAAGAUUCUCUGGCAGUUGGGAAGUGAUGUGCUGCUGCCCCUGACAAGUGAACGGAUAAAUAAAAGCAUGAACAAAAGCAUUCACAUUCUUGUCACCACAGCCAAAUCACGGGAAAGCAGCGUCAAGAGGAAAAUAGUAUCUUUCGAUCCAUCUGAAAAGGGCUCUCCAAGUUACCUGGAGGAUGGCUAUCAGUUUCAUCUGGAAAACCUGAGCCUCGGGAUCUUGGGAAGCAAGAACGACAGUGAGGGAUGGUACUUUAUGAGCCUGGAGGAAAAUGUUUCAGUCCAGCACUUUUGUGUGCAGCUGAAGCUUUAUGAGCAGGUCUCCACUCCAGAAAUUAAAGUGCUAAACACAACCCAGGAGAAUGACAAUGGGACCUGCAGCUUGACAAUCGCCUGCACAGUAGAGAAGGGGGACCAUGUGACAUACACCUGGAAUGAGAAAACAGGCACCCACCUUCUGAGCCCAGCCAACAGCUCCCACCUCCUGUACCUCACCCUUGGUCCCCAGCAUGCUGACAAUAUCUACAUCUGCACUGCAAGCAACCCUGUCAGCAACCGUUCCCAGGCCUUCAGUCCAGGGCACAGGUGUGGUUUUAAGUCCCCAGGAUCAAGACAAUGGGGACUGUAUGCUGGACUGUUGCUAGGGGGCAUUGUGGGUGUCGUCAUGGUUCUCGAAGUGGUAAUACUACUGUUGAGAAGAAGAGGUAAAACAAACCAUUACCAGCCAGCAACGGAAGAAAAAGGCCUUACUAUCUAUGCCCAAGUCCAGAAAGCAGGUACUCUUCAGAAGAAACCUGACCCCCUGCCAGUUGAGGACCCCUGCACCACUAUUUACGUGGCUGCCACAGAGCCAGUCCCAGAGCCUGCCCAGGAAUCAAAUCCCAUCACAGUCUAUGCCAGUGUGACACUUCCAGAGAGCUGACACCAUGGACCCAGUGAAGUGAUAUUCCGGAGGAAAAUAGAAGUACCGAAGAUGAAACACUGCACUUGGACUCAGGCCCUGAGUUCUCUGUGACAGACACUGUGCACAUCUGUAUGCUUUGCAGAUCAACUGCCUAGUGACAUAUCUUCACACAUGCCUGUGAAAUGGACAAGGAAGUGAGGCUUCCCAGGUGUUUAGCCUGCUCUGCAGCCAGCACAGACUCAGAAUGGAGAGCUACUUGAUACAGUUUUCCAGCUUUGUGGUGUAGCAGACAAAAUGGAUAACAUGAGUCCAGACUUCUCACUCUUCACUGGGAUGGAUACUAAAAUCCAAAAACAGAAAACCAGGACAUCUAGUGCCUAUUGCAGACAGCUGACGACCAGCCCCAACAUCUGGAAAAGUUUACACUUUGGCUGUCCUGGGAACUGAUCCAGAUCACCCACCAACCUGAUCAAGGGUCUAUACCUCUGUUUCUCUCUCUGAAUGAAGAGUGAAUUCUUUUUUAUAUAUAAAACACUCUGAGACUGUUCUAUAAAAGAAACUAAGAGGAUUGAUAUUUUAUUUGUAAAAUCCAGAAGCUAAAAAGUCAAUAAACUGAAAGAGUGACUUUAAGGUCUGUGAGCUUUGAACAGUAGAAUGGAAACCAUCUAAGGUUUUCAAAAGUAUAGUUUUGCACAAACAACAUUUUUUUUUCCAAAGUGUCAAGUGUUUAGUGAUUCCAUUACAAAGUCAUUUGAGAUACUCAGAGGAACUGAUCUCAAGGAGAUAUUUCACUUCCUAAAAUGAUUUUUUUUUCCUACUAGGGAUGGAAACAGGAGCAAUUUACCACUGAGCUAACUGAGCUUCAUCCCCACCCCUUUUUUAUGUUUUAU
Molecule: messenger RNA, 2086 nt
Organism: Sciurus carolinensis (gray squirrel)
Lineage: Eukaryota; Metazoa; Chordata; Mammalia; Rodentia; Sciuridae
Gene: Slamf1
Product: signaling lymphocytic activation molecule family member 1
Exons: 7
Coding region: 192-1214 (340 amino acids)
Biological process (GO): lymphocyte activation
Cellular component (GO): membrane; cell surface
Molecular function (GO): signaling receptor activity
Source: RefSeq, a predicted model, not a curated record